CGCUUCCUUCUUUCAUGGCUGCGCCAUGUGCAGCAAGCUACGCUCAUCGCUGUGCAGCAGAUGCUUUUACGGCUUUUUCCGUAAGUUACAUCAUGGAGUCAAGGACAAAAAGCAGCCCUAAAUCUACGGAGUCAGUAUUCGUGUGUUGCCACGAAGGUUGUUCAGCGACGUUUGCAAAAAGCAAUAAGUUAGAAUGGCACAUGCGAUUGCACACUGGAGAGAGGCCUUUUAUCUGCCCGAUUCUCAGCUGCAGAAUGUCCUACACGAGAAAGUUUCAUCUGACUCGACACAUGAAAGUUCAUCAAGCUACGGAUGAGAAUGAACAAAUUCAAACUACUUUAAAGUGCACGAAAGAGGGAUGCAACAAGGAGUUCUCUACAAAACAUGGCCUGUACAAGCACUUGAAGUAUUCGCACGAAAAGAGGACGUUUCGAUGUGAAGUAUGCCUCAGGACUUUUAUAAAGCAUCAGCACCUGAAAGUACACAGCUAUGAGCAUACCGGAACACUUCCUUUCAGGUGUCCUCAGCCCGGCUGCGACAAGGCGUUUCUAUUACCCAGCAGACUAAAACAGCACUUUUUCCUGCUCCUAGGUUAUAAGUGCGACAUGGACGGAUGUACGCAGGUGUUUCCAAAGUGGAGCAUGCUCAGGAAGCAUCGUAAAGUGGACCACCAACGAAGUUACAAGUGUGACACGUGCGAACGAGUAUUCUACUCCAGGAGCAACCUGGAUGCCCACGUAGCGACUCACGCCAGCGAUCGCGAGUGUUUUGCCUGCCCAACAGAAGGCUGCAGUCGUACGUACCUGCAGCAGUCGUCCCUGCGGGCGCACGUGCGUGCAGCCCACGAGAACAGGAGGUUCGCCUGCAGUACGUGUGGCAGAAUGUUUUUCACUAAGCAAGCACUUUCGAGGCAUCAAAAACUGCACGAUUCCAGCAGGCCAUUGCCAAAGAAGAAGCGGCCUUCCAACAAGUGUCGGAGAAAAGGAUUUCAUACAAAGAGUGCUGCAGCAGUUCUAUCUGGUUACGACGAACAGGCCAGUGAUGAAGCCAGAAAACUACCUCCUGUUGCACCAGCUGUCCCUCUAGCUACGGUCAUCAGCACCUGCUAUGCCGAUCCACAGGAUGCCUCAAAGGUCAUAACGCAGACCAUGGCAACGAUGGGAUCCUAACAGCAACGCAUCGUAGAUAUUUUUUGUAUGAUCCACGAUCAAAACUCUAGUGACUAGCCAGUUUUUUUGGACAGCAGAAAUGAGGCCUUUCAGCACGUUUCAAAUCCUGAUGUUUCUGACUGCAUUGCAAAAGUGCAAUACUCGACUAGUACUCCACUUCAAAUGUGUGCUGCCAGUAAAUUUCAGCAUAGAGGUCACCAGUCCGAUGAGCGAAAAAAGAAAUUGGCUGGUGUUUCUCUAAUAUUUGUUUCGUUAUUUAUUUUGUAGUACAGCUGUACACUAGUAGUUGCGAGAGUUAUUCACUAAACAUACCUUACCUGUUUACAAAUGUUAUGUUAGGUUUUGCACGAAGUUAAGUACAUCUGCCCAGCUUACACUUCCACCCAGAACCAGCUACAUUUCUUGGAUGACCCCAUCAUUUUCUCGUACUGCACAAGCGUAUGCGGAGUUGUAAAAAUUCCUUCGAAAGCAACAUGCAUUGACAUCAGGGAUAUUCGGCUCUUUCCUGGAGAAAUGCUUCGGUUUGAUAGACACAGAUUUAGCGAUGGCACGGAAACCCCACAUCAGUGGUGCUCCUCAGACCCUCAGUUUGUGAUGCACGUGUGUGCACUGGGUCCGCUGCUAACGUGAAAUAAAUACUGUUUCAAAUA
Messenger RNA from Ornithodoros turicata, 1819 nucleotides. RefSeq names its product transcription factor IIIA-like. Gene Ontology annotation, cellular component: nucleus. NCBI's taxonomy places the organism in Eukaryota, Metazoa, Arthropoda, Arachnida, Ixodida, Argasidae. Gene Ontology annotation, biological process: regulation of transcription by RNA polymerase II. The coding region runs from base 15 to 1169 and encodes 384 amino acids. The transcript is spliced from 10 exons. The record is from RefSeq and is a predicted model, not a curated record.